AUGGCCUCCGUGAGAUUUAUCGAUAUCGGAAACAGUGAAUCAGCAUACUAUGCCCCAGGCACCGUCUCCAGCGGUCGAGAUUUGAUUCAUAUCGCUGGACAGCAGGGCAUAACCAAAAACAACACUUGCCCUGCUGAUUAUGAAAGUCAGAUUCACCUCGCACUACUCAACAUCCAUCGUAUCAUUAUAGCCGCAGGAGCAUCGGUUUCGGACAUCCUCAAGCUAACAAUCUACAUUGUCGACUACGACCCCAACCGACGUCUACACACCAAACUUUUUCAACGCUUUUAUAAUGGUCAUCGACCUGCGAUGACCCUUGUUCCUGUUGCGCAACUGGCGGUGCCCGAGUGGUUAGUUGAGAUCGAUGCCGUGGUGACAAAGCCAUCUCCGCUUGCCCUAAAGCAGCUGUCGCCAGCUUCUGCAGAGUCGGUCGAUGUUAUUGUCAUCGGAGCUGGCCUCGCUGGUUUGGCUGCUGCCCGUGAUGUCGUCAACGCUGGCUACUCGGUCCUUCUAUUCGAAGCUCGUGACCGAGUCGGCGGCCGUACCUGGAGUCAGCCGCCUCCGGACGGAAAGGGCGUCAUUGAUCUGGGAGCAGCAUGGAUCAACGACACAAACCAGAGCCGUAUGGCGGCCUUGGCUCGUUCCACGGGAGCCGAAUUAAUGGUGCAGAACACGAACGGUAAUGCGAUUUUGCAAGAUGUUGACGGUUCCAUCAAGACUUUCAAAUAUGGUGAUCUACCUCCGUUUCCCAAGGAUAUUAGGGAUGAUCUUGCUCGUAUUCGAGAUACUGUGCACCAAGAUUCUGUGACUCUAUCGGUCACUAGCCACGAGGAUGCCCGCUCGGCCGAGCUGGACUCGAUGACUUUCCUCGCUUACCUGAAGAAUCUUGGAGCUGGUAAAGCCGCCAUCAACACAGCCGCGGUCUGGUCUCGAGCAAUGCUCGGCCAGGAGCCCAGCAGGAUCUCGGCGCUUUUCUUCCUCCACUACUGCGCAGCGGGUGGUGGUCUGUACACUAUGCGUUCAGAUGCUAAGGACGGAGGCCAGUACUUGCGCGUGCGUCAAGGAACUCAACACUUUUCGAAAAAGAUGGCCGCAGGCCUCCCGUCCGGUAUACUUCAUCUCGAAUCUCCUGUCGCAUCAAUCCAGCGAGAGGGACCACAGUCGAUUCUUGUUACCACGUCAAACAACAACCGGACCUACAGAACCAAAAAGGUCAUCUCGGCCGUCCCACCGGGGACUGUCAAGAAGAUUGCGUUCCACCCGCCCCUGCCACCUGGCAAGAGGCUUUUGCUCGAUUCUUACAAGUAUGGCUACUACCAAAAAGUCAUGGUUCUUUUCAAGUCUGCCUUCUGGGUCAAAUUAGGCUCCUGUGGUCUGGUACAAUCCUUCAUCGGCCCUAUCUCGAUCAUUCGCGACUCUUGCAUCCCGGCCGAUGGAAAAUUCGUUCUGACUUUGUUCCUGUCUGGCGAUACCGGCGAAGCCUGGUCCCAGCUUCCCACGGUCGAAGAAAAGAAGGAAGCGCUGCUCAGUCAACUUGGAGCCAUUUUCCAAGAUCGUGAAUUGGUUGACGGUGAGUAUGUUGACAUGAUCGGUCACCAAUGGAACGAUGAGGCAUGGAGUGGAUAUGGAUGCCCAAGCUCUUCCACAGCACCGGGCGUGUUGAGCGGAGUAGGCAGCUGGCUGAAGGCUAGCGUAGGUGAUGUCCAUUUCGUCGGCACCGAGACUAGCGACGUCUGGAGAGGCUACAUGGAAGGCGCUGUCAGGAGUGGAGAGCGUGGAGCCGUAGAAGUCCUGGCUGCUCUCCGAGGACCUGGACCUAAGCUUUGA
Molecule: messenger RNA, 1827 nt
Organism: Cladophialophora bantiana CBS 173.52
Lineage: Eukaryota; Fungi; Ascomycota; Eurotiomycetes; Chaetothyriales; Herpotrichiellaceae
Exons: 2
Coding region: 1-1827 (608 amino acids)
Molecular function (GO): oxidoreductase activity
Source: RefSeq, a predicted model, not a curated record